AUGUACCAAAGCCUGACUCUGAGUUCGAGCCCUGGUCAGGCAGCCUAUGUUGCUGACCCCGGCUCUCUGCUGGUGGGAGGCACGGGCCCCACGGUGCUGGUGCCACCAGCGCGUGUCACCCCGGUGUCACCCUACCUGCCUACCUGUGAGCCGGGCUCUCGGCCGUCCCAGCUGGCCACGCUCCCCAAGUGGGCACCCACCUCCACCACCACCACCCUGGAUUCUUCAGUCUUCAGCUGUGGAAACCCCAACGCUCCUGGGACCAGUGCCUUUGGCUUUCAGCCCAGCACUUCGGGGUCCAGGGCCGAUGGGGGCUCCUACCAGAGUUCACUACUAGCCUAUGAGCAGCACUCACAGCCUGUGGGCGCUCCAUACCCCAGCCCUUACCCUGCAUACGUGGGCACUGAGGUGGCCCCAGCCUGGAUCACAGGACCCUUCGAUGGUAGCCUCCUGCACGGAGUCCGGGGCUGCCGAAAAGCUUUUGUGGCCGAAUUCCUGGAGGAGUCCACUGGAGAUGGUCGGGAGUGUGUCAACUGUGGGGCAUUGUCCACGCCUCUGUGGCGCAGGGACGGCACUGGCCACUACUUGUGCAACGCCUGUGGCCUCUACCACAAGAUCAAUGGAGUGAACCGGCCUCUGGUUCAGCCACACAAGCGCCUGUGCUCCUCCCGCCGUGCUGGCCUCCGCUGCACCAACUGCCACACGACCCACACGACGCUCUGGCGCCGCAAUGCAGAUGGCGAGCCUGUGUGCAACGCCUGUGGCCUCUAUAGGAAGCUGCACGGGGUGCCCCGGCCCCUGGCCAUGAAGAAGGAGGGGAUCCAGACGCGGAAGCGGAAGCCGAAGAGCCUGGGUAGGACCGAGGCCUCUCCAGGUUCAUCAGGGAAUCACAGCCUCUCCCCACAGGCCUUGGCCCUGUACCCCGAGAGCUCCACGACCACGUUGAAGUCGGACCCCAGCCUGGAGUCGCUGUCCCAGGCCUGCACGCAAGUGGAUGAUGCCCUGGGGUCCAGCCCCUUGGAGUUAAAAUUCGAGCCUGAGGCCUUGGUGCCCCCCACAGCAGCUCUGGGGGGAGCCCUGCGCCAGGAGGCCUGGUGUGCACUGGCCUUGGCCUAG
Messenger RNA from Suncus etruscus (white-toothed pygmy shrew), 1116 nucleotides. RefSeq names its product GATA binding protein 5 (gene GATA5). Bases 1 to 1116 code for a protein of 371 amino acids. The record is from RefSeq and is a predicted model, not a curated record. Gene Ontology annotation, biological process: cardiac muscle tissue development; positive regulation of transcription by RNA polymerase II; cell fate commitment. Gene Ontology annotation, molecular function: DNA-binding transcription factor activity, RNA polymerase II-specific; zinc ion binding; RNA polymerase II cis-regulatory region sequence-specific DNA binding. Gene Ontology annotation, cellular component: nucleus. The transcript is spliced from 6 exons. Lineage: Eukaryota; Metazoa; Chordata; Mammalia; Eulipotyphla; Soricidae.